Molecule: messenger RNA, 1281 nt
Organism: Cynara cardunculus var. scolymus (artichoke)
Lineage: Eukaryota; Viridiplantae; Streptophyta; Magnoliopsida; Asterales; Asteraceae
Product: E3 ubiquitin-protein ligase PUB23
Exons: 1
Coding region: 1-1281 (426 amino acids)
Biological process (GO): protein ubiquitination
Molecular function (GO): ubiquitin protein ligase activity
Source: RefSeq, a predicted model, not a curated record
AUGGGUGAUCUUGAAAAUGAUGUGGAAGUUCCUCCAUUUUUCGUAUGUCCAAUCUCUUUAGAGAUCAUGAAAGAUCCUGUAACUCUUCCUACAGGGAUCACAUAUGAUCGAGAUAGCAUCGAGAAAUGGUUGUUUGCUAAGAAAAAUAACACCUGUCCAGUAACCAAAAAUGUCGUUUUAGAUGCAGACCUUACCCCUAACCACACCCUUCGUCGAUUGAUCCAAUCUUGGUGCACCCUUAAUCCAUUAUCGGGUGUUGAAAGAGUCCCCACGCCUCGUCUUCCGAUCACCAAACCCCAGAUCCUUAAACUUCUGAAAGAUUUGAAGUAUCCCAAUUUGCAGAUGAAGACUUUGAAGAGAUUGAAAUUGAUUGUUUUGGAGAAUGAAACGAAUAAGAGGUCAAUGGAGGCAGUUGGAGCAGUUGAUUACCUAGUUAAUGUAAUAAACGACCAGAAUAACUUAACGUCAUCUUCGCCGGCGGGAGAAUACUCCGACGACGACGUUGAACGUUUCGGUUUGGCGACGCCGGCGGAUGAAGCGUUAGCUGUUCUAUAUCACAUGCAUCUAUCCCAAAAUGGACUUCAGGGUUUGUUCGCCAAGGGUGGUGAUUUCGUUGAUACGUUAACGCGCGUGAUGCAAUGCGCCACCGCCAACUAUGAGUCACGGACAUUCGCCGUCUUGUUGCUGAAGUCGAUGUUCGACGCCGCGCAGCACAUGCCGGUGAGGACGUCGUCUUUGAAGCCAGAAUUCUUCACGGAGUUAGUGAACAUCUUGGUCGAUCAGAUUUCCCAAAAAGCCACCAAAGCGACAUUGAAGUUACUCAUCAACGUCUGUCUAUGGGGGCGGAAUAGGAUAAGAGCGGCGGAGGCUGCAGCGGUUCCAGCGUUAAUCGACAUCUUACUAGAUUCCACCGAUAAGAGGGUUUCCGAGAUGGUGUUAUUGGCAUUAGAUCUUCUUUGUCAGUGUGCUGAAGGCCGAUCGGAGCUGUUGAAACAUGGGGCAGGUUUAGCGGUGGUUUCAAAAAGGAUCUUUCGCAUUUCGCCGGUGGCCAGUGAUAGGGCGGUGAGGAUAUUGCAUUCGGUAGCGAAGUUUUCCGGCAACACCAGUGUGGUGGUGGAGAUGUUGCAGUUAGGGGUGGUGGGGAAGUUGUGUUUGGUGUUGCAAGUAGAUUGUGGGAGCAAGAUGAAGGAGAAAGCUAUGGAGAUUUUGAAGAUGCAUGCUAGGGUUUGGAAUAAUUCUCCUUGCAUACCCCAUAACUUAAUUUCUUCAUAUCCAUCAUAA